Molecule: messenger RNA, 492 nt
Organism: Rhipicephalus sanguineus (brown dog tick)
Lineage: Eukaryota; Metazoa; Arthropoda; Arachnida; Ixodida; Ixodidae
Exons: 4
Coding region: 95-481 (128 amino acids)
Source: RefSeq, a predicted model, not a curated record
AUGAGGUCAGAUACGGCUUUUCGCGAAACGUUAAUUUCGAAGGAGUUUCCCAGUGCGGGUUGCGGAGACGUGGCGGUCUGGCCUCUCGUCAUCGAUGGCACCGAGGAAGGAGGCCAGAGUCUCGCGCACGGCCGCAGCCCUUUGUGCAGUCUUCGUUAUAUCCGUAUGUACUGAGAAAGGGUCCGCGAGACCUUUGCACGCACACGUCGCUGAGCAUAGCCACCGGCACAAGCGACAGCUAAACGGCCUGUUCUCCAGCGUGUUAGAUGGAGUCAAGAACCUUGUGAAUACCGGAACGAGCAUCGCCGGGCUUGGCACAGGCAUGCUCAACUUGGGAGGCGAUGAAGGCAUCGGCGGUGUCGUCAGCGGAAUGCUAAACCUUCUCUCGAUUGGAUCUGAAAUCUUCACGGGAAUUCUUGGCACCUUGCUGAACGGCGACCUCCUGGGUGGACUGUUGCCUUUCUUUGGCGGCCAGGGAUAAUGCCCGAAUGC